CUGUUCCAAAGGAACUGCUAGGCGGGGGGAGCCAAUGAUCGGUCACUGUGCCUUAGGGGGCGUUACCAUCCCGUUUGGAGUACGCGUGCGCAGCAUCAAUUUGCUGUUGCCAGGCACAACGAAGCGAGAAUCUGGGGAGACGUAGUUAAUUGAUGAAGACCAUCAAAGAGUGCUGACAGGAACCUAUUUUGUAUUAUUAAUGUAAAGGAAGCGCUGAUACUCAGGACUCUCAGCAUGGCUGGAGAUGGGUGUGAAGUCUCUGACCUUGACCAAGAUAAAUAUGAUUCUGCUGAAAAUGUCAAGAUUAUCUGCCUUGGUGACAGUGCUGUGGGGAAAUCAAAGUUGAUGGAACGCUUUCUAAUGGAUGGAUUCCAUCCACAGCAGCUCUCUACGUUUGCUCUGACACUUUAUAAGUAUUCCACAUGUGUUGAUGGAAACACCGUUCUAGUAGAUUUCUGGGACACAGCUGGACAAGAAAGAUUCCAUAGCAUGCAUGCUUCCUAUUAUCACAAGGCCCAUGCCUGUAUAAUGGUAUUUGAUGUGCAACGCAAGAUCACAUACAAGAAUCUAGGAAAAUGGUAUCAAGAGUUACGGGAAUACCGACCAGAGAUCCCAUGCAUUGUUGUGGCCAAUAAGAUUGAUGCUGACAUCCGUGUGACGCAGAAAGGUUUUAAUUUUGGCAAGAAACACAAUCUACCAUUUUACUUUGUAUCAGCUGCUGAUGGUACCAAUGUGGUUAAGCUCUUCAAAGAUGCGAUAAAGCUUGCUGUAUCCUACAAGCAGAACUCUCAGGAUUUUUUGGAUGAAGUGAUGCGGGAGCUUGAGAACUUUGAACUAGAAAAGCAAGAGGCAGAAGAUCUGUCAGAAAAAGAGGACUUAUCAGAAGAUGGAGAAAAACCAAAGGCUGUGUAAAUACUACUUACCCAGGGUACUAUUUUAUGACAAGCAGUCUAGAGCUAGGUGCUACUGCUAUAAAAUGUACCUAAUCCUGGUAAAGAUAUUGCCGACUACAGCUGCUAUUUGUAUUGUUAGAAAGCAAGAGAAUGUAGUUAAGGACCAAAAGAGCAACCUGGAUACUUUAAAUUAUCAUUAUGUCAAAGUUUUAAUCAUAUAUAUAGCUUGAUCUCUCUGGAACAUUUUUAGAACAUGAUUAUAUAACAGCCAUAAUUGAUUUUGGUACAGAGUCCCCUGAGACUAUAACAGUAGGUGCUCAGAUAUAGUUUUUGACUUUUAGUUAGGCUUCUCUAACAAGUUGUGUUCCAACUGUAUUAACAACAGUGAUCAGAUGUGAAGUUGUUCUUUUCUCAAGGACACAGCAUUUGUAAAUAUUAAAUUAUUUUAGAAAUCAUGAAUUCAAAUUUCCAUCUUUCAUCUCUGACUACAGAUACAUUAAAUAUACUUCUACUAAACGGACUAGUACCAAAUAUACUGUUUCAAUAAAUUUCCAUUGUGACACUUUUAUAUUGCACACUAA
This is a messenger RNA of Xenopus tropicalis (tropical clawed frog), 1474 nucleotides long. RefSeq names its product RAB, member of RAS oncogene family like 2B (gene rabl2b). Bases 235 to 912 code for a protein of 225 amino acids. Gene Ontology annotation, biological process: microtubule-based movement; cilium assembly. Lineage: Eukaryota; Metazoa; Chordata; Amphibia; Anura; Pipidae. The transcript has 9 exons. Gene Ontology annotation, molecular function: GTP binding; GTPase activity; G protein activity. The record is from RefSeq and is a predicted model, not a curated record. Gene Ontology annotation, cellular component: cilium.